Magallana angulata is the source of this 529-nucleotide messenger RNA. RefSeq lists its product as uncharacterized. The transcript is spliced from 4 exons. The record is from RefSeq and is a predicted model, not a curated record. Lineage: Eukaryota; Metazoa; Mollusca; Bivalvia; Ostreida; Ostreidae. The coding region runs from base 1 to 390 and encodes 129 amino acids.
AUGAUGUCUUCAGUUUCACCCCAUACAAGCGAAACCAAACAUGGGAAUGGUCUUGGUAUAUCGACAUUCAAUUCAAAGAUUGCAAUGAUUGUCCUCGGUGUUGUUUGCCUCGUUGUUUUCAUCGCAUUCUGCACAUUUCUUGGUUUAUACAUUAAAGAAAGCCGCACUAGCAUCGACACAGAUGCAAUACGACAGUCAGGUUAUAACGCAGGUCAUUCUGAUGCCGGGAUAGUGUAUUGCGCAGGAGCCUCUUCACCAACGUCAUGCUACAGAUGUUUCGUCCACACGACUGAGUCUGACUGUAAUACAAGUACCGACAGCUGUGCUUGGGUGCCGGCUGCCACGAGUUCUGCAUUUUAUUGUUCGUUUAUCCCAAUCUUAAUCUUAUAAUACUUAUGGACUUUAUUUCUUCGAAUCCUUCUACCAGUCAUUGUGUUAUAGCUCUAACUAUUAUGUUUAUUACUUGCAUUGAUUUGUAUAUUCAUUUUUUGGAUUAGUAUUUUUGCUUCAUACAUGUAAAACGAACUGA